AUGUCCCCCAAACCCCCCCUCAUCGCCAUAAUCGCCGGCGUCGGCCCCGGAACCGGCGCCUCCGUCGCCCGCAAAUUCAGCCAAACCUACCCCGUCGUCCUCCUCGCCCGCACCCCCGAAUCCUUCUCUUCUCUCGCCGAGGAAAUAAACAAGAACGGCGGGAAAGCCAUUGGCAUAGCCACAGACGUAUCCUCCGCCCCCUCCCUCUCCUCCGCCCUCGCCGGGAUCAAGAAAGAGUUUGGAGAUGAUGUCGCAGCCGCGGCGGCGAUUUUCAAUGCUUCUGGUGCUUUUAUGCGGAAGCCGUUUUUGGAGAUCCCCGUCGAGACGUUUGAGAGGAGUUUGGGGGUUAGUGGGAUGGGGGGUGUGUUGUUUUCGCAGACUUUCUUGCCGUUGUUGUUGAAGGGGGUGGAGAGGGGGAGUGAACACCCGCCUAGUCUUAUCUUUACGGGGGCGACGGCGAGUGUGAAGAGUAAUGCGCAGAUGGCGAGUUUCUCGACGGGGAAGUGGGCGUUGAGGGCGCUGAGUCAGAGUUUGGCGAGGGAGUUUGGACCGCAGGGUGUGCAUGUUGCGCAUGCGAUUAUUGAUGGGGUGAUUGAUAUUCCGAGGACGAAGGAGUGGUUGAAGGAUAUGCCUAAGGAGGCAAAGUUGAGCGCUGAUGCUAUUGCGAACGAUUAUUGGUGGCUGCAUACGCAGCCUAAGACGAACUUUACGUGGGAGAUCGAUCUUAGGCCUGCGGUUGAGAAGUGCUCCCGCUGGUCCUCCAAGCCGACACCAAAGCCAUCUGGAGAUGAUGCGAAGACUCCGGAUGAGCCCAAACACGUCGCCGUCCCGUCUUUCGGAUUCACGAUGCCUAAGUUCAGGAAGAAGUCCGCUCCCGUCGUCUCAUCUUCAGUAGAGGCCAAGUUGGUCGAGACGAAGAAACCCGCGGCCAAGGUCGAUGCUUCUCCCUGUCAAGAACUUGUCAAGGUCGAGACGGAACGACCGCAGUCCAAGGUCUCCGCCGCCAUUCAGGCGACUCGAGACCAGAUGGCCAAGUUCGUGGGCCUACGUCGUCAAGAUCGCCCUUCCAAGGCAAAUGCGACGAUUGGACAUGGUCCGAGCGCGUCGUACGGAGGAUAUAUCAGGAGAGGAUAG
This is a messenger RNA of Alternaria infectoria, 1134 nucleotides long. RefSeq lists its product as uncharacterized. NCBI's taxonomy places the organism in Eukaryota, Fungi, Ascomycota, Dothideomycetes, Pleosporales, Pleosporaceae. The record is from RefSeq and is a predicted model, not a curated record. The coding region runs from base 1 to 1134 and encodes 377 amino acids. The transcript is spliced from 4 exons.